AUGUCGUCUACUGAAUCAAAAUCAAAGAAAACUUCUGAUUUUUAUCAAGCAUGUCGUAAUGGCUUAAUCGAUGAAGUUCGUGAACGCUUACCAAAUAUGACUCUAGAAGAAGUCGAUAAAAUUGAAGAAAAUGGUUCAACAGCACUUCAUGCUGCAACCUACUUUGGUCAUACAGAAAUAGUUAAAUUAUUAUUAGAAAAAGGUGCUAGUCGUUCGAUAACGAACGGUUAUAAAGCUGUACCGUAUGAUGAAGCUGAAAAAGAGGAUAUUAAAAAAUUAUUUCUACGUCCAACAACAACUCGAUUUUCUGAUGAUGGAUCGGGCCGUAUUGAUUGGAUAAAAUGUGAUGAUACAGCUGAAGUUUUAGCAAGUGAAUAUCGAUUUCGUCAUAGUGGAUUUGGAUGGCAAAGUAAAAAUAUUGAACAUCGUUUAAAACAUAUCAAAGCGGAAAUGUCUCAUACAGAACAUGAACGUAUUAGUGCAUUUAUUAAUAAAGCACAAGAUGAUCCAUUUUGUCUUCUUAAAGCUUAUACUUGGGAAUCUGAUUUUUAUGUUAAAUUAAAUCGAGAUUUAGCAAGCAAACAUUUUGAUCAGGGUACAAAUUUUGGUAUAACAUAUUUUAUUGAUUUUUUCUACAACCAUCCAGCAUUCGAAGAUUUUUCAUACAAAGGAAAAGUAUAUCGUGGCAUGAGCAUAACACAGGAUGAUCUUAAACAAUAUAGUAUUGGAGGAAAAGUUAUGAGCAAAGCAUUUAUGUCAACGUCAAAAGAUAAAAAUAUUGCUGACGAUUUUAUUAAAAAGAAUCUAAGCUAUCGUAAAAAACAACAUGGUGAACUUGUCAAAUUGUCCGCUUUGUGUACAUAUGAAAUAGUUAACAGACGAACUGGAUUAUAUAUUGCAAAAAUAUCCGAAUAUGGACAUGAAGAAGAAGUAUUGAUAGGCCCAUAUACAGCUUUUAUAAUUAAAGCAAUUCGUCAAACUUCUCCAAAAUAUGUUGAAAUUGAUCUUCGAGAAUGUGAAAUAGUCGAUAAAAAAGAACAAGAUGAUGAUGAUGAUUUUGAUGAUGAUUAG
Rotaria sordida is the source of this 1071-nucleotide messenger RNA. Lineage: Eukaryota; Metazoa; Rotifera; Eurotatoria; Philodinida; Philodinidae. The record is from the annotation of a GenBank genome assembly.